AUGGCGAUUCUGAACCCUACCAUCGAGCAAGUGAGGGCGUCCAUCGACGAGGCGCUACAGUCUGCAAAUGCAUCAUUGCGCACUUUCAACCAAAAGAUAUGGUCUAACCCUGAAACUGCAUACGAGGAACGUAGGGCACAUGACACAAUUUGCGAUUUCCUAGAAGAAAAGGGCUUCGCGGUCACUCGCCACGCGUUCGGUCUCAAUACCUCCUUUGAAGCAAAGAGCGGCUCGGGUGGCCGUCUGAUCAACUUCAACGCCGAGUACGAUGCAUUGCCCGAGAUCGGCCAUGCCUGUGGCCAUAACCUCAUAACCACCAGCAGCGUGGCAGCAUUCUUGGCAUUGUCGACUGUUCUCAAGCAAUACAACAUGCCCGGUCGAACACAGCUGCUCGGGACCCCUGCUGAGGAGAACGGUGGCGGGAAGGCGAAACUCAUCGAUGCUGGUGCUUAUAAAGGAGUGGAUAUCUCGUUAAUGGCUCACGCAGGGCCAAGAGAACUCUUCCCCGGCGUCGUCUUGGAUGGAUGCGCCGGUGUUCUGAUGAACGCUCGAAAGGAGUUACAUUGCGAAUUCACAGGCGUGAGCGCCCAUGCCGGUGGCAAUCCAUGGGACGGCGUCAACGCCCUAGAUGCACUGGUGAGCGCCUACAACAACAUCGCCAUGUUGCGGCAGCAGAUGAUGCCUGACGAAAGAAUGCAUUGCGCCUUCCUUGAGACACCCAAAGUCGCCAAUGUUAUACCUGCCCAUACAAAGGCCUACUGGCAGGUCCGCAGCCCGACAUUAAAGGGGCUGAAUUCGUUGAUGUCCAGAGCGCGCAGGUGCGUCGAGGCUGGAGCUGCAGCAUCGGGAUGUGACGUGAAAAUCACCGAGAAAGAGCUGUAUGCCGACAUCAAGCUGAAUGACACACUCUGCGCCUUGUACCAGACGCACAUGGCCACCUACGGACGAAAUGUCCUCAAGAGGCAUGAGAAGAUCCUCACAGGCUCGUCUGACAUCGGUAUGCGCGAUUUGUAUCUGUUAGAACAAACGGCAGCUAAUAAGCUAUCAGGAAACGUCAGCUACAUCAUGCCCACACUCCACGCUAUAUUUGCCAUCCCAGCAACGAAUGGAUCGUUCCUUCACCAUCCGUCGUUUGCCUCGGCUGCAGGGACAGACGAAGCUCACGAAGAGGCGCUGGUGGUGGGCAAGACCCUCGGGUUGGUUGGCUGGGAAAUGCUCACAAAUGAUGAGCUGUUCGAGCAGUCCAAAAGCCAAUGGCAGAAAUGCGUGAAUGAAUAG
Aspergillus nidulans FGSC A4 is the source of this 1278-nucleotide messenger RNA. RefSeq names its product M20 family metallopeptidase. Gene Ontology annotation, molecular function: hydrolase activity; dipeptidase activity. The record is from RefSeq and is a predicted model, not a curated record. The transcript is spliced from 4 exons. NCBI's taxonomy places the organism in Eukaryota, Fungi, Ascomycota, Eurotiomycetes, Eurotiales, Aspergillaceae. Bases 1 to 1278 code for a protein of 425 amino acids.